Dama dama (fallow deer) is the source of this 2172-nucleotide messenger RNA. RefSeq names its product smoothelin like 2 (gene SMTNL2). The transcript has 8 exons. Gene Ontology annotation, cellular component: I band; filamentous actin; M band. The record is from RefSeq and is a predicted model, not a curated record. Lineage: Eukaryota; Metazoa; Chordata; Mammalia; Artiodactyla; Cervidae. Gene Ontology annotation, molecular function: tropomyosin binding; protein phosphatase 1 binding. Bases 1 to 1362 code for a protein of 453 amino acids. Gene Ontology annotation, biological process: actin cytoskeleton organization; positive regulation of vasoconstriction.
AUGGACCCGGCCCCCGACGCCGAGGAGGCGCGCACAGUGCGCGAGGCGCUGGGCCGCUACGAGGCGGCGCUGGAGGGCGCGGUGCGGGCGCUGCACGAGGACAUGCAGGGGUUGCAGCGCGGUGUGGAGCAGCGCGUGGCCGAGGCGCUGCGCCUGGCGGGGCCUCUGGCGCGCACCGUGGCCGAUCUGCAGCGCGACAACCAGCGGCUCCAAACGCAGCUCGAACGCUUGACGCGCCAGGUGGAGUCGCUGGGCUUGACUACCGGGCUGGCGCCCGCUCCCGGCACACCCAGCCCUCCGCCCGCGCCCGGCGUCCGGGACCGCGCGCCCCGUCUGGGCACCGCACGGUUCGCCAGCCACGCCACCUUCUCGCUGUCCGGCCGCAGCCAGAGCGUGGAUCACCAUGACGAGGCCAGUGAGUUGGAGAUGAGAAGGACCUCAAACUCAUGCAUCAUUGAGAACGGGCACCAGCCUGGGGCAGAUCCAGGUGACAGACCCCCCGAGACCACUCAAACCAUCCCAGCACCAGAGCCCCCCAAGCCUCGCCCUGUGAGCCUCUCCUUGCGACUGCCUCACCAGCCAGUCACGGCCGUCACGCGAGUCUCUGAGAGGUUCUCUGGGGAGACCUCAGCCACAGCUCUGUCGCCGACGUCUGCUGCCAUCCUGGGGGGCCUCAGCUCGAGCCCCAGCGAGGCUACCACCGCCUGGACUCCCAGUCCCAGUGAGAAGAAUUCUUCCCUCCCACGGUCUCUGUCCAGCUCUGGCUUCGGGGCAAUGACGGCCAGCAGGACCAAUGACAGCCCUCCGCUGGUGACGCCACCCCAGUCACCACCAUCCCCGCAACCGCCAGCCACGACUCAGGCCCGUCGCCGGGAGCUGGUGAGGUCACAGACGCUGCCCCGCACCUCGGGAGCGCAGGCCCGGAAGGCGUUGUUUGAGAAAUGGGAGCAGGAUACAGCCAGCAAGGGAAAGGGCGAGACCCGGGCGAAGCUGAAGCGCUCACAGAGCUUCGGCGUGGCCAGCGCCAGCAGCAUCAAGCAGAUCCUGCUCGAGUGGUGCCGCAGCAAAACACUCGGCUACCAGCACGUGGACCUGCAGAACUUCUCCUCUAGCUGGAGUGACGGGAUGGCCUUCUGCGCCCUAGUGCAUUCCUUCUUCCCUGACGCUUUCGACUACAACGCGCUGAGCCCCACACAGCGGCGGCAGAACUUCGAGCUGGCCUUCACCAUGGCCGAGAACCUGGCCAACUGUGAGCGCCUCAUUGAGGUGGAGGACAUGAUGGUGAUGGGCCGCAAGCCGGACCCCAUGUGCGUCUUCACCUACGUCCAGUCUCUGUACAACCACCUGCGUCGCUUUGAGUGAAGGCCCUUGGAGCUGGAGAGCCAGCCCCCAGAGGAGACAGUGAGGCCACCGGUGUCCCCAAGUCAGGAGGCCCCCUUGAGCAGAGCUGCACUCUGGUGUGAGAGCACUGUCUGCCGAGUGACGGCGCUUCCCACCUGCCUGGCUGCAUUACUGAUGGAAAGUACCACUGAACUGCACUCCGACUCGUUACAGCCAAGGGCUCCAAGGAAAAGGAAGUAUUACUGGAGAGAGAGAGAGAAAUUGGUGCUAAGUAAUUCUCUUCCUUAAAAAAAAAAAAAAAUGCUUGUCUCUAGAUUCCGGAAGCCUGAAUCACAAUGUUCCUUCUGCUGAACUGGAUCCAUUGGCUUUACAGAGUUGCAUUGAUUACAAAGUGUUGUUUGUUUUUUUUUUUUUUUAUCAGAAUAGCCAGAGUUUUCUACUUCCCCCCACUAUUGUAGGUUCCUUUCCUCCCUCGCUCUGGGCCCCUGCCAGGAAACAGAGAGACGUAUAAUCAGCAGCUUGACAAGGGAGACUGAAGUCUUGGGAAGAAACGGUUAAUCACUCCCGGGUCCUGGGCAGCAGAUGACCUGCUCGUCACCUCGGCUCUCUGGGGAGAGGGGAAGGCUCUCGCCUGGUCCUGUCCUUCCCAGGAGGGCCCCACAAGUGUUUGGCUAAGAAUAGGCUCUUGGGAAGUUAACACUUUUAGGGAAGGACAGGCCCUUGGUGCUGUGAGGUGGUUUUUAUUCACAGCUUCUUUUUUUUUUUAGGGGAUUUGCUGCAGAUAUUUAUAAAAAGUAACUCCAUCUGUACCAUUGACUGUUUGUACAUAAA